Molecule: messenger RNA, 1794 nt
Organism: Nilaparvata lugens (brown planthopper)
Lineage: Eukaryota; Metazoa; Arthropoda; Insecta; Hemiptera; Delphacidae
Product: DNA topoisomerase 2-like
Exons: 8
Coding region: 64-1794 (576 amino acids)
Biological process (GO): sister chromatid segregation; DNA topological change; resolution of meiotic recombination intermediates
Cellular component (GO): nucleus
Molecular function (GO): DNA binding; DNA topoisomerase type II (double strand cut, ATP-hydrolyzing) activity; ATP binding
Source: RefSeq, a predicted model, not a curated record
UAAAAAGUCUUAUUAUUACCUUAACCUGGUUGUUUUCAAUCUUGUUUCAGAAAGUUUCUAAAAAUGGACGCCUUUCUAAGCAAUGGAAAGGCCGCUGGCGGCGACGCUGGCAAUAAGACGCCGACAGGCAAAAUUGAGAAGCAGUAUCAGAAGAAAUCACAGCUUGAGCACAUUUUGCUCAGGCCUGAUACAUAUAUUGGUUCGGUUGAACACCACACGGAGCAGAUGUGGGUCUAUGACUCGGAGAAGAAUGCGAUGGAGAAGCGUGAGAUCACCUACGUUCCCGGAUUGUUCAAAAUUUUUGAUGAAAUUCUCGUAAACGCUGCCGACAACAAGCAGCGAGACCCCACAAUAAACACUAUCAAAAUUGAAAUUAAACCGGAAGAAAAUGUGAUUUCGAUCUACAACAACGGCGAGGGCAUUCCGGUGGUGCUGCACAAGGAGCAGAAGAUGUAUGUGCCGACGAUGAUCUUCGGCCACCUGCUGACCAGCUCCAAUUACAACGACGAAGACGACAAGGUGACCGGUGGUCGCAAUGGCUACGGAGCCAAACUGUGCAAUAUUUUCAGCUCGUCGUUCAUCGUCGAAACCAGCUCCAAGGAGUACAAGAAGAGCUUUCGACAGAAAUGGGCCGACAACAUGUCGAAAACUUCGGAGCCGAAAAUAAAGGAAGAUGACGGAGAUUUCACGAAAGUGACAUUUUCGCCGGAUCUGUCCAAAUUUAAGAUGGAUAAGUUGGACAAAGACAUAGUCGAUCUGAUGUCAAGGAGAGCCUGCGACGUUGCCGCGUCGACUGGCGGCGUUAAAGUGUUUCUCAACGGCAAAAAUCUUCAGGUGCUGUUCACAUGCCUGAAGCGCACCGACAAGCGUGAGAUCAAGGUGGCCCAGCUGGCCGGGUCGGUGGCCGAGCAGUCGGCCUACCACCACGGUGAGGUGUCACUGAUGUCGACCAUCAUCAACCUGGCGCAGAACUAUGUGGGCAGCAACAAUAUCAACCUGUUGCAGCCGCUCGGUCAGUUCGGCACGCGAUUGCAGGGCGGCAAGGACGCCGCAAGUCCGCGUUACAUCUUCACCAUGCUCAAUCCUCUCACGCGUCUCAUCUUCCACCCGGACGACGAUCUGCUGCUCAAGUACCUCAAGGACGACAAUCUCAGGGUCGAGCCGCAAUGGUAUAUGCCGGUGAUACCGAUGCUGCUAGUGAACGGCGCCGAAGGCAUAGGUACUGGCUGGAUGACGAAGAUCCCGAACCACAAUCCGCGCGAAAUCGUUGCCAACAUCAAGCGCAUGAUGCAGGGCGAGGAGCCGCUGCCGAUGAAGCCGUGGUACAAGAACUUUCUGGGCGAAAUCGAUCCGCUCGGCUUGGAGAAGUUUGUGGUGAACGGCGAGGUGGGCAUCAUCAGCGACACUCGGCUUGAGAUCACAGAGCUGCCGGUCGGCACCUGGACGCAGAACUACAAGGAGUCGGUGCUCGAGCCGAUGCUGCAUGGUGCCGACAAGACGCCAGCUUGUAUCACUGAAUACAAGGAGUACAACACAGACGCCACAGUAAAGUUUGUCAUCACAAUGUCAGCUGAUAAGCUCGCGCAAGCUGAAAAUGAAGGCCUGCACAAGUUUUUCAAGCUGCAAACACUCAUCAACAGUUCUAUUAACAACUGUUUGAAGAGAUACACCUCGGCGAUUGAAGUGCUGAAGGAAUUUUUCCCCGCAAGGAUGUUGUACUACGAGAAGAGGAAAGACAAUAUGGCCGGCACUCUCGAAGCCGAAACUAGAAAAUUGUCCAACCAGGCAAGGUAA